Molecule: messenger RNA, 2344 nt
Organism: Annulohypoxylon maeteangense
Lineage: Eukaryota; Fungi; Ascomycota; Sordariomycetes; Xylariales; Hypoxylaceae
Exons: 2
Coding region: 401-2029 (542 amino acids)
Source: RefSeq, a predicted model, not a curated record
GUAGUACUUACUAGGUACCAGGUAGGUGUCUGGAAAAUAAAUAAGCAGCCCUCACAGGUUCCUGCCGCAACUGCAUAGAUAUUCCUUCCUUCAUCCUGGUCUACUGCCUGCCUCCUAGCAACGCGACACGCUCUAAACCUAUACUUAUUCUACAUUCUGCAGUCUUGACCCCCUUUACCCUUUUGCCCUUUUCCCGUUUUCUCCUCUUCCUGUUCAUUCACAUCUCUUUCAUUCCUGACACCUUUUUCCCUUUCUUUCUUUCUUUUUUUUUUUAAAAAAAAAAAAAAAGAAAUCUACGCACAGCGCAAUAAUUAUUGCACUCUACCCUGGUUGCUUACCUACUUCUUGAUAUAAAAACCCGCAUCGCGCAAACGCGCUUGAGCUAAACACGACCAUAAACAUGGCGCUGGCAGCUGUAUACAAGCAGUUUCUUGCUGCGCCGACUUCCACCCAGCUAGCUGAUGGGGCUACCCUCAACUACAUUACCACCACCACCAGCUUUAAAGGCUCUGACCAAAUAGACAAGCACUUUACUACUUCGGCCAAACAGCUCAAGAAAACAAAGCAAGAAUUUCUCUCUGUCGUCGAGGGCCAGAAUGUCAUCGCGGCUGAAGUUGAUACUGUUCUCGAGUUUGCCACCGGCGGUGGAGCUUACCUACCUGGUCUUGACGACAACUUCGUAGCCGACCGCACUGUCUAUCUUCCAAUUAUUCAUAUUGUCACCUUUGAUAAUGAUGGCAAGAUACAGCAGAUUCGCCAGGCCUGGGACCAAGGUUCUCUACUAAAACAGCUCGACGUCAUCGGGAAAUCCGGCCGCAAUUGGCCCAUCCGCGAUAGUACUGAACAGAUCAAACUGAUUGAAACCUCUGUGAAGUCCGGAAAUUCCGGCCCUCAUCAGCACCCUGACGACUUCGCUGUUCGUUCCCGCGGCAACUCUACCAAUGUCCUCAGAGAUCCACAUGCCUCACUCGCAUUGUUCGCGCCUCGCGAGGAAUCCGACGAAAGUAUAGCUGCCGUAAUCUCUCCUAGGGGUGGGGCCCGACCGCGACAGCGUGACUUCACCGAGAUAUUAGGUGAUGAGCCAGUCGAAAGCCCUAGUCGGGGACGAUCGGAGUCGCCAAGCAAGGCAAUCGCCCCUAAAGCCGGCACCGAUAAGAAAUUCCAACCGAGUCGUUUGUUCGAGGACGAGGAUGUUGUGGAGGAGAGCAACUUGCCAGACGCGGUUGCGUCCCCCAGUCGCUUUAUUCGACCCAACCCCAAGAAGUAUAGUCACUUCGACUUUGCUGACGAUCCCGAAGAGUUCCCGCAAGCAAUAGAUCCAAAUCCCAAAACAAAGCAUUCGAGCCAAUGGUGCUUUGACGAUUUCAAUACCCCACACAAGGCGAAGCCAUCCAAGGUCUUACAAAAGCAAAACGUGCGCCAUUGGGGAAAUGAUGACGACCAAGUACAGGAAAGUCCCGUGCGCAAGGUUGCACCUGUCAAGCCCCGUCGUGACGCUGAGACGCACUUUGAAUUUGUGGAUGACGGCACCCCUACUGGAGAGGCUCGUGCUGCGCGUCCCCGCGGUGCUACGCAUAACAAUGGAUUAGGGCUGUACAAGAACAAUUUAUACAGCGAGGAUGGAAGUGAAGCAGUUAAUGGCGAAGAACCCCGAGCGCUUGGGGCCAUUACGAACUUGAAGGACCGUGGCCGAGAUUUUGAGGCCCAUUGGCAGAUGACCGAUUCUCCUGGCCAGCCCUCGCCUAAACCCCCUGUAGGGGAAGAUCGAAAAAAGGUCAUGAAGAUGAUGGAUGCUAGCUGGUCGAACUUCGACCAAUCUUCCGGGCAAAAAGAGAAUAAACCUAUUCCGCAACGCUCCGGUACCAAUGGCGAACGAGGAAUCCACAUCGGCGGUGACGGAAUGGGUGGCGGCAAAGGGACCAACCGCAACUGGUUGUUUGGCGAUGAAGACGAAAGUCAAAAGACCCAACCGGCUCCAAAAAGAAAGCCCACAGCCGCAAACCCGGGAGGCUUCAACUGGGACUUCUAGGCGACCUAGCAUAACCCUGCACAUUAAAGAAAAUGCACACAUUUACUAUUAUGAAUGAACAUGCCUAGAUGUGGCCCAUGAAUCACGAGAGGGAUGCCAGCAGAAUAUAAGUGCUUGUAUGAUGAGGCUCGCAGAUUAUUUCUUGGGCAGAGGGGUAGACGACUUUCGAUGUUCCGUUUGAGUAAAGUUUCUCAUGUGUACUAGCAUGAUGUUGGAGUGUUAAUUGUAACAUUGUGACGGAAUGGCGAUAGGAUGGUUAGACUCUCAUUAGAGACCUGGGGCCUGUCCUUAUUUCCCUUAGUUUCGUGUGUACGA